AUGGCGUUCAUAAGGCCGGGGAUGAUGACCCAGUAUCGGUUUAUGGCCGGGGUCACAAUCAAGAUAUUCGCCGCAUUCCACGUCUUUAAUGAAGCCGUCGCAAGUUCGCAGCCGUGCGCCGGCUGGAGCAUGUACCCAACACUCGACGCGACUGGCGAUGCGGUGUUACUCUUGCCAAUGGCGUAUUGGCGGCCCAAGAUCUGGGGCAUGUCCAAUAAGCGUCCUGAGAGGGGAGACUUGGUGGUCACUACCAACAUGAACAACCCGGCAUAUACCGUCUGCAAACGGGUCAUCGGGAUCGAGGGUGAUGUCGUUGAGAUUGAGCCCACACGCUCCGUUGACGGCUCAAAAUCGUGGGCACAAGGCCGGUUCCUGCGCGUGCCAAAAGGCCACAUUUGGAUCGUCGGUGACAACCUCUCCAACUCGACCGAUUCGCGCGACUAUGGGCCAGUACCUAUCGCCAUGGUCAAGGGCAAGGUUACGCAUAGGAUAUGGCACAGGGGGUGGUUGGACUGGACGACACUGGGGCCCAACAUGUCUUACCUCGGCCCAUCACCCGUUCCCCCGCCGGGGUCCGUGCAGCCGCGGCCGUUGUGA
This is a messenger RNA of Cutaneotrichosporon cavernicola, 597 nucleotides long. RefSeq lists its product as uncharacterized. NCBI's taxonomy places the organism in Eukaryota, Fungi, Basidiomycota, Tremellomycetes, Trichosporonales, Trichosporonaceae. Gene Ontology annotation, cellular component: mitochondrial inner membrane peptidase complex; membrane. The record is from RefSeq and is a predicted model, not a curated record. The transcript is spliced from 3 exons. Bases 1 to 597 code for a protein of 198 amino acids. Gene Ontology annotation, molecular function: serine-type endopeptidase activity.